CUGGCAGCACUGUCUAGAACAGUAGUCUAUAGAAUCAGUCUUUGGAGUCUGUGGGAUUUCUUUUUUAGGACUUUAUAGUUAUACUCUUUGUUCUCUUCCUUUACUUUUCUUUUUCAAAGUUUUCUGACAAAGGGAGGACGAGGUUGUGACAAAAAUGUCGAAGGUAUCGCGUGAUACGCUAUACGAGUGCGUAAAUGCCGUCCUCCAGUCAUCUAAGGACAAGAAGCGUAACUUUUUGGAGACUGUCGAACUCCAGAUCGGUCUGAAGAACUAUGACCCCCAAAAGGACAAGCGUUUCUCAGGCACCGUCAAGCUAAAGUACAUUCCAAGGCCAAAAAUGCAGGUGUGUGUUCUGGGUGACCAGCAGCAUUGUGAUGAAGCUAAGACUUUAACUGUCCCCUGCAUGGACGCUGAAGCCCUGAAGAAACUUAACAAGAACAAGAAGCUUGUCAAGAAACUAGCCAAGAAAUAUGAUGCUUUCCUGGCAUCCGAGUCCCUCAUCAAACAGAUCCCUCGUCUGCUGGGUCCUGGUCUGAACAAGGCAGGCAAGUUCCCUGGUCUGCUCUCCCACCAGGAGUCCAUGACGCAGAAGAUUGAUGAAGUCAAGGCUACCAUCAAAUUCCAAAUGAAGAAGGUACUGUGUCUCUCGGUGGCAGUUGGCCAUGUUGACAUGACUCCAGAUGAGCUUGCACAGAAUGUGCAUCUGUCCAUCAACUUCUUGGUAUCCCUGUUGAAGAAACACUGGCAGAACGUGCGAUCACUGCAUAUGAAGUCUACAAUGGGGCCACCCCAGAGAUUGUACUAAUUCUUUAUAAUAAAAUUUGACUAUGUA
Maniola jurtina (meadow brown) is the source of this 832-nucleotide messenger RNA. It is a transcript of the gene RpL10Ab, whose product is annotated as 60S ribosomal protein L10a. Bases 155 to 805 code for a protein of 216 amino acids. Gene Ontology annotation, cellular component: large ribosomal subunit. Gene Ontology annotation, biological process: translation. The record is from RefSeq and is a predicted model, not a curated record. Gene Ontology annotation, molecular function: RNA binding; structural constituent of ribosome. NCBI's taxonomy places the organism in Eukaryota, Metazoa, Arthropoda, Insecta, Lepidoptera, Nymphalidae. The transcript is spliced from 5 exons.